AUGAUCGUCCAACCGAUGGGUCUCGCACCCCUCAUUUUGCUUACCUCAUGGUUAUCGGUUGUGCAAGUACCUGUAUUAGCCUACAUGGCUAGGCGGUCUUCCAAACCGGACGCGAGCCCCAUGGCUGAUAUUCUGCAGCCCGUCUCGACUGGUCAAUCGUUUCGUUUUGCACAGACAAGAAGCAAAUUGGACUUGCUGGUGUUCGUGGCAAAUAUCUUUUUCCCGACCCAGACUCCCCCUGAGUACAAGAAGCUAUUCAAGCGGGGAGGGUGCCCUCGCUGGAUGUUGGAUCCUCGGAGGGGGCCUCCAGAACUGUCAAACGACUGGUUACCAGCUGCUGGGUGGUCCUAUGAUGUGGCAAACCAAACGAUUGAUUACACCGGCACAGAUGAAGCCAAGGAGCCCGCACAUCCCUUCCCCUUUAAUCUCUUCUUGCCCCGGCGUAUGUCCACGCGUUUUGCGUUAAUGAAGCGCGAUUUUUUCUGUCAGGGCACACAAAUUCAAAGCACGAUGCGGCUGGAUGGAGCAAAGGAGGCAGGCCUCGUGUUUCGAAGCGUCGGGGAGAUAAAUUUCUGGGUGGUCAUGUUGACCCGUGGGGGCGGUAUCCAACUUAUUCGGGUGAAGAAGGGCGAAAAGAAGGUCCUUGGAACUGUCGGCAAUUUCAAAGUCAAAGCUGCUGAAGGAGAAGAGCCAGUAUUGUUCACGCGGCAGCAAGAGGACGACGAAGAGUUGCGGCCAAAAGGCUACGAGGACUGUAUGUCGGAUACAGCCAUUAGGAACAAAAAACCCACAAGCUCACGCACGCACCAGCCCAGGGUGCUGCAGGCCUGA
This is a messenger RNA of Cyclospora cayetanensis, 831 nucleotides long. RefSeq lists its product as uncharacterized. The record is from RefSeq and is a predicted model, not a curated record. Lineage: Eukaryota; Apicomplexa; Conoidasida; Eucoccidiorida; Eimeriidae. The coding region runs from base 1 to 831 and encodes 276 amino acids. The transcript is spliced from 2 exons.